Messenger RNA from Seriola dumerili (greater amberjack), 5162 nucleotides. It is a transcript of the gene znf219, whose product is annotated as zinc finger protein 536-like. The record is from RefSeq and is a predicted model, not a curated record. Gene Ontology annotation, biological process: regulation of DNA-templated transcription. Bases 175 to 3849 code for a protein of 1224 amino acids. The transcript has 5 exons. NCBI's taxonomy places the organism in Eukaryota, Metazoa, Chordata, Actinopteri, Carangiformes, Carangidae. Gene Ontology annotation, molecular function: RNA polymerase II cis-regulatory region sequence-specific DNA binding; DNA-binding transcription factor activity, RNA polymerase II-specific. Gene Ontology annotation, cellular component: nucleus.
AUUUUUUUCCCAACUCGUAAUGUAUUUAAUUCAAGUGAAACGUAAUCAUGACGUGUCGUGUCAUUAAUCUCCUCGCCGCCUCUCCCAAAAUCAAAGGAGGAGGCUGCCACAGAAGUGUGUCCCCCAUCAGCCGAGACACUAAAGAAUGGCAUAAUAUCACACACACUGCUGAGGAUGGAUUCUCCGCCAGAGUGUGUGUUGUCUCUUUCUUGUGAGCAGCCCCAGUCUCCCCCAACAUUGCCGUCCCUGGACCACAGCCCCCAGGCGUCAUCUCCUCACACCCAGCUCUCUCUACCUGACAGCCCUGUCGUCCUGCCCAUCCACAGCCCCGAACCUUCUCCUCAGAGCCCAGACACCACGCCUUAUUUCCCCCUCUCUCCCUUCCCCCUCCACGAGGACAAUAACAACAAUCACCACGAUGUUGAUGAAGAAGAUGACGAGGAAGGGCUGGAUGGAGUUCCUCCAUCCCCGACCCCAGCAGUGGCUUUGUUCCCAGGAGGAGGGGGACAAGAAGCUGGAUGCAGCCCUUGUUUGGAUACCUCUCCCCCAGCUACGCCAUCAGCACCACUCCUUGGGUUUGGAGCCCUUGAGCUGGCCCUCUCUUCAGGGCAGAGUGGAAACUGCAACGACGAGCUAGACCUCCAGCUGUUCCAGAAGGAUACUGUUACCAGGGCGAUACCUGGAGUGGGAGGGGCCUCAUCAGGGCCUGCGCUGAGGUUUCCCUGUCACGUAUGUGGGAAGAGAUUCCGAUUCCAAAGUAUUUUGUCUCUUCACGCCCGAGCUCACAGUCUGGACAGAGACCGCCGGGCUUCAGCUCUCUACCGGACUGGACUCCCCUCAGCACCCCUAAAGCAGCAACUCAAGGUCCAACAGAACCACAAAGACAUAAUCCAGAAUCACAGAGGUCACACAAACCAGCGUUUACUGCCAGGGACUCUCAUCCAGCAUCUCACAGAAGAAGAGGAUGUUGAUGGUGAGGUCAAAGGUUUAGAUGAGGGCCUACAGACAGACCACAAUCCAAACUUUUUGCUGGAUGACAGCACACCAUUGACCCCUCCACUGACAGAGGAUCCUGUUUCUGUGACCUCUCCCUAUUCUUCUACCACUGGGGAGGGCGCAUCUACGCCCACAGCGCCUACAUUUCGCUGCCAUGCCUGCAAAGGAAAAUUCCGCACAGCUUCGGAGUUGGCGCGACAUGUCCGCAUUCUCCACAACCCGUAUAAAUGCACUCUUUGUCCUUUCUCUGCCAGCCAAGAAGAGAGCCUGGCAUCUCACUUGCAGGAGUGCCACCCUUCUCCUGAGGUACCUGCUCUACCGCCGUCCUUCAAUUCCAGGCCAAUUAUUGCGACCCCCGACACCCCUGUGCCCACACCGACCCAUACCCCAGCCCCAGCACCAAGCACCCCACAGAUGACAUCAGCUGCUACAGGGGCUGCAGCCUCUUCACUGCCAGCAUUUCGCUGUGAUACAUGUGGACAGCGCUUUACCCAGUCUUGGUUCCUCAAAGGACACAUGCGAAAGCACAAGGACUCCUUGGACCAUAAGUGCCAGGUAUGCGGCCGUGGUUUUAAGGAGCCUUGGUUCCUCAAAAAUCACAUGAAAGUACAUCUCAAUAAGCUUGGGCUGAAAGCUGGACUGGGAACUCUUGGGGGACCAGGUGCUGAGCAGCAGGCCAAAGGCUCUGCAAGUAAUCAGUCUCUGAAUGCCCUCUACUCCAGCCUCCUUCUGGCCCAGCGAGGAGGUGGCAGAGGUGGACAAGGAAGGUCAGAGAGAGACACUGGAGGCAGAAUGGGUAUGGGCUCGAGCAAAUCAGCCAUCCUGGGCUACCUGGGGCUGCCCAGUGAUGGUAGUGGGGCCAGCUGCAUGGAGAGACUUCAGGCCGUGGCUCAGGUGGCAGAGAUGGGAAACGGUGGUGGUGGGAUUAGCGGCCCAGGAGGAGGGGACCCAGGAAGAGGAGGGGGAGCGGCAAGGGGCACAGGUGACACUGCAGCAUCGGUAUCUGAAGGAGGGGACCAGGCAACUUGGUGGCAACUGGUGGCUCGCAGCCUGGCAGUUGCUCAGCAGCAGCAGCAGCAGCAGCAGAGACCCCACCAGCGAGGCCAGCAGCAAGGUCAGCGAGGCCCGAGUCGGAGCUCUGUGAUCACUGAGGCUGAUCAAGUCAGAGCCUACCUUGGAGGCCUGGAUCCAAGGGAGGAGUCUGGAGGCGCAGGAGGGCCAUGGGAAUGCCCUGACUGCGGAAAGCUCUUCCGCAGUUUGCAGCAGGUGGUGGUUCAUGCUCGCGUUCACACUCAGAGACCCCAGAAAGGAGGUGGUGGAGAGGAGGAGGGAAGUGGUAGUCGUAGAGGAGUGGGGCUAGGAAGAGGAGGCAGCGGCGAAGUGAGACAGGAAUCUCAGCUACACAGCGGCGGAUCCCAACAAACGGGAGAAGUGAGACAGGAAUCAAAACUGCACAGUGGUGGAUCGCAACAAGCAGGAACAACUACAGGGUUUCACUCAGUCAUCUCAAGUUUCAAAGGAGAAAACGGUUUGACAGCAGUCUCCUCCAUACCUUCAGUUCCCAUCAGGGAGCGAGUGCGCGGCAGAGGGAUAAAAGAUUGCCCCUACUGUGGUAAAGCCUUCCGCUCUUCACACCAUCUCAAAGUGCACCUGAGAGUUCACACAGGUGAGAGACCCUACAAAUGUCCCCACUGUGACUAUGCGGGUACCCAGUCAGGCUCGCUGAAGUACCACCUCCAGCGGCACCACAGGGAGCAACGCAACGCCUUGUCAGCCUCCUCCAAUUCCUCCUCUGCCGGUCUCACCUCCACUAUCAACAAUUUGACCUCCGGAACCUCUGGGCAAGGCAAGCAGCGCCGAUCCCAAAUCAACCACAGCCCAGUCAAUCGAGGCCCGACAGACAGCCCCUCCUCUCGGCCGAGCCAACAGUCCUGGCUUCUGGGGCUUCCAGACCAGCGGGAGCAUCGAAAGGCCUUGGCAGCUCUAAGGGAUGUUGACUUGGAGACCCAGUACAGGUAUCUGUCUGGGGUGAUGGGAGCCCUUUACCAAGGUGGAAUGGAAGGAGGCUGGAUUAGGGAGUCUCCCCCUCCGAAGGCCCCUAAAGUGUCCCGGCGUAAGCCCCUUACUACUAGCCGAAUGGUUCAGCCAUCAAAUGACAAGGAAGGGCCUGCACCUUCAACUCACGAGGGUGGGUUUGAACCCCUGGAUCUGUCCCGUCGUCCAUCACCUGGCCUUGGAGGGAUUGAAGAAGAUGGAGUCAUGAGCGUAGGGGAAGGAGGAGGUGUCGAUGGAGGUGAUAGUUCAUCAGGGGUCAAACUGAGCCAGUGUUUGUUCUGCCCUUUCCGUACGUCCUCAGCAGAGCUGAUGGCCAUGCAUCUCCAGGUCAAUCACACCAGUAAGUCCAGGCGCAAAAGAGGCUCUUCGACUACCGUAGAUGAUGAUGGAGCCCCUAAGGCCACCAAGCCCCGAACGGAUCACUCCGACCUUGAUUCCUUGGGGAUAUGGAGGCAUGUAAGUGAGGCUGAGUCCCAGGCACCCCUGGGGGAAUGGUCCUCAUCCCAGGCCCAGACCCUCAACGGGCUCUCUGAGGAUAAAACAGAACAUCUGGAUGAUGUUCUUGACCACCCAGACUCCAACAUGGCCUCAGUAUCCAAGAAUGUAAGAGACGGUCUGGGAUUCAAGGAGAAGCUGGAGAUGGAGGAGGAAGACCAAGAGGAGGAAUUGGAAGAGAAUUUGGAAAACAGCAGUCUGGAGGAUUCGCAGGACCAGGAUCUGAGGAUGUCCCUCGUGCUUUCACCAACCCCGAGCUCCAACUACAUGGUAGGAGAGGAGGAUAGAGUCUUAACAGAUUAAAGCUAUUAUGGAUAACACCAUUUAAAUGGGAGAGUUGGGUUUAAUGUUUUCAACUACAUUUGCCACAAAAGAAGAAGAAUAGGUGGGAAGCUUUGCAGAAAGAAAAGGGUUUUAAGGUUAAAUGAAGAUUUAUACUUUAAUUUCAAGAGAGACGUGAGGAGUCUUGAAAGCAAAUUUCAGAGGGGUUUGAAAAGGAUGGCGACGAAAAUCACAGCUGUUAUGUUCCCUCCGAAAUUAUUUGUCUUCUUCAGUUCUGACAGUGUGGUCCACCACAAAAUACAGUGAACUUCCUGUACAAAAGAGCAUGGAUGCAUCUUUUCAGGAUUUUGUAGGCCACUUUUUCUAUUUUUUUUUCAACCUUCACUCCAAGAUGGAUGAUUUUUAAGAUGAUCUCCUAUUUGAUAAAUGAAAGAAAUAGAUCUCGGGCAGAGCCUGCAUCAUUCCAGAGUGCGUUGCAAUGCAUUUAUUCCACACUUUUAAUGGACUGUAUCUCCCAGACUACUAUACUGACCAAGGUGAAGCCAGCUGUGAAGAGAUGCUCUCCUGACUGACCAUUGAACAGUUUGAAACCUUAAGCUUCAAGUUCCUCCUCAACCCAUGCAGACAUGGAGGAAAGAUUAGUCUAGAAACGUUUCAAGCUGUGAACCUCAGCUAAGCUAUUUGGUAUUAAAUUAAGGCAUGAGGUAACUGUUGCAGGCCAUGUGCUUUCUCUCAACUGUAUAUCACUGCCUUGUUUGUCUGAAAAGUGUUUCUAGAUGAUUGUCCUAAAGAAAAACAGAAAGAAAAGUUUGUAAUAUUUUUUUUUUUUUCAGUUAGUGCCUGUUCAUGUACUGUAUGUUAUCAAGAGAGUCUCUGGUAUUCCUGCGCAUCAAGGCUCUGCUAGGUCAUUCAUUUUAUCUGAAUAUACAGUUUAAAACAAUUUAAGUACAGUAUAUUUGUUAAAAGUGGUUCUAGGUUGUUGUGAAUAGUUAAGUUGUAAAAGAAAUGCUACAUCGUAGCGUGAUGUCCUUGACACAGACGGCAGCCGUUUGUGGCUCAGCCUAAAAACAAAAACGUAGGUGAUGUAUAAUGCAAUGAAAGAGGUCAAAGGCUAAGCGAUAAAAAAAAAGGGGCCACGGUUCAAAAUUCAGUGUUUACAGUGGUGCCGGAUGUGGGUUGGGGCUGCCAAGGCAACUCAAGGUCAUCGUAGACUUAUGGAAGAGAACAAACCACAGAGCGGGAGUCUGUUUGAGGGCCGUAGGGACGUCGCUCGAGCCCCCGAACACAAUCAACUGACACAUCGUUUUAAAGAGACUGAGACUUAGCAACUGUGU